AUGGUGGCGGGAAUUUCCUGUGGCCACGUGGUGGUGGUGCCUUACCAUGAGAAGGCGGCGGUGGUGGUGGAUACUUGUGUGUUGGAGGUGGUGAAUUAUGCGGCGGGUAGCGAGUUGGAGGCGGGGGCAGGAAGUGGUGAGAUGGGGACGGUGGAGAAUAAUGACCAUGGGGUGGAGAAUGAUGAGCGGGAGGUGAAAAAUGAGGCGGUGGUGCAUGGUGAGCUGGGGGUGGUGGAGGAGAUGGAAAAUGAGGUGGUGGUGCACGGUGUGCGGGAGGAGGCGAGCCGUGGUAGGACGGUGGCUCGACUGGCGCCAACGACUCGUGGUGGUGGUGCUUCCCAUGCUCAGAUCCAGGGUGUGCAGCCAGCGGCGCCUCGGCAUAGGGCUCAUGAGCUAGUGCUUCUACCGGUGGGAAGGCAUAGGGAGACGACGCAGCGCUACUGCACGAGGAGAACGCAGCGGCAAGAGCAACAAGGAGGGCGAUGCCCUUCAUGUUCGUGGUGGUGCCCAUGCUGUGGUUUUUGGCUUGCCUCCGAUGCUCGUCCAUUUCGCGCCUUAUAUAGUGGCAGUGGCCGUUUGAAUCUUGAGUUUGAUGUUACCAAACCCAUUAUCUUGGGUUGGGUGCUGUUGGUGGACAAACUGCAGAGGGCUAUCCCAAGAAUGUGCGACGGCUUGACUGGGCCGUGCUUCACGGGGACGAGGCCGCGCAACUUCCGUGCUGUUGGACUUCGAAGCAGUGGUUUUGAAGUCUAG
Miscanthus lutarioriparius is the source of this 753-nucleotide messenger RNA. The record is from the annotation of a GenBank genome assembly. NCBI's taxonomy places the organism in Eukaryota, Viridiplantae, Streptophyta, Magnoliopsida, Poales, Poaceae.